AUGUGCCCUUCAAAUAAAAUCGACAUUCAAAACUCUCUAAGACGAAUUUCAAACUUCCUAAAAAGGGGGUUUUCGUGGUCACUCUCGGGAGGUAUUCUUUUUGUAUUAAAAAAAAUGGCAACGAGUAUAACUUGGAAGCAUUUACAUUAUCUCGUCGUGGCAAAUUUCUCCCUUAUAUACUUUUUGAUUAAAGAAGAAAGAAGAAAAAGGGAAAACAAAUUGAAGUUAAAAAAAUUAUUGCUUGAAAUGCGAUGGUUUUGUUCUCAUAGAAAAAAAAAAAGUUACAUCAAUUACAUAGCUACCAAGUGA
Molecule: messenger RNA, 309 nt
Organism: Lodderomyces parapsilosis
Lineage: Eukaryota; Fungi; Ascomycota; Pichiomycetes; Serinales; Debaryomycetaceae
Exons: 1
Coding region: 1-309 (102 amino acids)
Source: RefSeq, a predicted model, not a curated record